Messenger RNA from Toxoplasma gondii ME49, 5141 nucleotides. RefSeq lists its product as hypothetical. The record is from RefSeq and is a predicted model, not a curated record. Bases 672 to 3728 code for a protein of 1018 amino acids. NCBI's taxonomy places the organism in Eukaryota, Apicomplexa, Conoidasida, Eucoccidiorida, Sarcocystidae. The transcript has 10 exons.
CGCGUCCGUCGGCUUCGAGGUUCUUGGAUAUUCCUUUGCUUCCGCGGCGCUUCCUCGUUGCGAGAUAAAUCGAGACAAGCGCUGCAUGGAUUUGUGCCCCCGGCCAACGGCGGAACUCAAACCUAGCCCACGCUUUGUCGCGAGUCCAGCGUCGCGCUUGUCUUGUUCUUUUAUGCUUUUCUGUGGAGCAUCGACCCGAGACAGCGUCGCAUCUGGUGCAGUCUUGCCUCCGUUCUUGAAGAAAACGGAAUUCCGGCAAGCAGAGCUUGCCAGAGUCGAGUGCAGGUUUCUUCUGUGAAAAAGGGACGUGAUUGUGGGCAACUUGGCCAGUUUGAGCUGACUUGCUGCAUGGAUUCCAGAGGACUCGGAGUCCGGGGGCAGUCCGACUAGAAGACCUAUCUGCUUUUAUCUAUUUUUUGAGGUUCGUUUUGCUGGAGGGAGAAUGCAUGUGUCUUCGGCUUGUCGCGAACUAGGAGACAACUCAUAAGACACUCGAUUUGACAGAGACACGCAAAGGCGUCGGUAUUUGAGGGGAAGGUCACGGUACCCGGACGACGACCAGAAAAAGCCGGCGGCAACCAGGGGAAUUGGGUUUGUUUCUGUGUCACUCGCCAACAUUUCCUGCAUUUUUAAUCGCACUUCGUUCUUUUCUCCUCAUCGAAAGAAGAACGAUGGGAACAUCGACGCUGGACGCCAGCGUCGGCCAUCACGGACCUUCUGUCCAGCAGCCCUUUGAGGUUGCGGCCUCACCGCCACCCGACCGAGGCUUUCCCUUCGAAUCCGAAAAAUGGAUUUUUGCCGUCCUCGUCGUUCUCAUCAUUGAGUUGGCAGGGCUUCUGCUGUACCUGGUCGGGCGGGCAUUGCGGCGCCGCUGCGUGCAUUCUGCCGACGCAUCAUGCUCAGCAAGAGAGCCUUCCUGCUCCUGUCCGUCGGGGACGUCUUCCGUCCUGAUCGGCGAGGUGGCUUCUCUGCCGCAGAAGGCGAAGGAUUUUUCAACUCCUCUGCAGGGCGCCAGUCACGUCCACUCCGAAUGUUCGACCUUUGAAGCCUUGCCCAACGAUUUCCGGCUGUCAUCUUCGCAUUCCGGCGGAUUCUGCGGCUCGUCUCUGGUGGACUCCCAGAGCGCAGGGCUGCCAGAACAGGAGCACGCGCUCGUGUGUGGCGAAGACAGCGUGUGGCAGCUCAAGGCCAAGGACGGACAAAUGGGGACGUUUGACUCCGACGCUUCGAUAUCGUCUCUUUCCCGCGUCUUCCCCACCCCCCUCAUGACGCGCGCAUCACGGACGCUAAGAGUCGACGACGAGGAUAAGGCAAGGGAAGACCGAAGCGGACUGCCGCCAGCCGCUCUUCUGGCUGCCCUCGAAGGUGUUUCCGAGUCGGCGUCGAAAAGGAACUUCGACAAGCGUGAGCGGAACGCCGUCGAUCGCUCGGGAGACAGCCUUUCCUCCCUUGUCUUGGGAGGAAGAGGAAGGAGGGCUGCUGAUGCCGAGGCUCUUGCCCAUGUCCACUCUCCUUUCUCCGCGCCCUCGCUUGACGCAUUCACCUACGCGUGGAAGGGUGCCAGCACGCUGCAUGGCGAAGACAUCACCGACAUGAAGGAGCGGCGAAUGUACUCCCGGAAAUCCAUGCUUCAAUGUCGCGUUGCUCUGCAGGAGAAGACAGCGCGGCUCAUGAGGCAAGGGGGUCUGCAAGACGGCGAGAAACCUCCCGCGUACGGAGACGCGGCUGGCGCCUCCAACUCUUGUCAGCAGGAACAGUUGCUGUUGCCUCUGUCCUCUCUCGAGUUGCUGCGGAGUCUUCGGUGUGAGGCGGUAGAGGCUGCGUCCUCAGGGCGUCCUCGCUCGUCCUUGCACAGCUCUCGCUCCUCGCGAUUCUCCUCCGGAGGGGCCUCGACGAAUGCAGGUUCUGCUAUCGCAGCUUUCUCCUCGCAGGACUCUCUCGACUCGCUUUCUGCAGCCGACGUUGUCAGCGUGGACGACGUACUCCACAAGCGAGACGGAUGCGCGGAGGAACGGCUGUCGCGCAGCCUGGCAGCGCUGGCAAAAAGUCCAGUGAACCGCCGGGCGGUCACCCGCGAGGAAAGUGCGCGAGGCGAAGAGGUAGAAAACAUCGCCGAGGAGAGACGAGGCAGCGAGAAGCUGGACCGGGGAGGAGUGUGGCGCCGAUCUUCGACCGCGGAAGGCGUCGCCGCAAAGGCGAUAGAGAAAAGCAAGUCGAGCAGAGUCGCCCUCCCGCCUCGAGGAAAGGGCGAGUUCGAGCACGUCCUCGAAAGAGCCAUGAAGCUGAAACAACUCGAUAUCGCCAUCACCGUUCACGACAGCCUGCGGGCAGAAAACGUCAAAAUCGACCGCAAGAGCUACAUGCUCCUUGUCCAAAUUGCAAUGAGCCGGAAAGAUGUAGCGCUGCAGUCUCAGUGGUUGCUGGAGAUGAUCGACGAAGGCCAUGCCAUCGACGCAUGCUGGCUGGACCGUCUCUUGGCGGCGGCGUCCGUCUGCGACCCGACAACGACGGCAAGUCUGUACCGGGAUCUGGAGUCUCGCAGUACGUUGCUGUCUCCGGAAUGUCUUGCGGUUCUCCAAAGUGCGAAAACAUACAUUUCUGUCGGCACCAAUUUGAUGCGCCGAGCAGCAGGAUCUGGGAGUGCAGGGAGCAGACGUCUGGGGAGACAGGAAGAGUUGAAGAGGGGAUGCAAGAGCUACAAAGGAGGAGAAGAAGACGUGACCAGCGACGCGUCGCCCUCGCGUGCGUCUUGCGAAGGGAAGGCCCAGAAGAACGGGGAGACGGGAGUUGCUGGCCGGGCGUCUGAGAGUUCGUCGCCUUCGAGUGCGCCGACGUUGAACCCAAACGCUCCGGAGUUUGUGCCGCUGACUUUGCGUUCUUUGCCCCGCCGGUUGCCGGAGACAGUUUCGGGGCUGCGCUACGCGUUUUCUCCUUCGUUCUCUCCUCCCUCGAUGUCUCCGUCGCAAGUUAACAGCGCGGCUGCUGCCUGCCCCGUGACGGCCGCGACGGUGGACCUCAGUGCGUUCGGCACUACUUCCUCGACUCUCUCGCCGGGGCUCUCCAAGGCGAACCUGGCGCAGUUGUCGACUCUGCGCCUGCUCCAGACUCAAGGGCCGCCGCCGGGUGUCCCUACACCCGACGCAGUCGCAGCGUCUCUCCUGGCGAUGCUCUCCACGUCGCUGUCGCCUGCGCCGGGGGUGCCGGAGCAGUCUGCGGAGUCUGCGCGACGAGACUGGGUUGCCAGCAGGGGCGAAGAGGCCCUCCAGACGAGCGCAGAGAAGCAGCCAGAAGACUCGAAAAAGAGCACACUUCGACUCCAGAUGCAGGAAAUGUACACGCGAGCGAAGGAGGGGAGGGGAAAGGUCAUGCAUGCAGGAUCUGGCGUGAACAAGGACAAGAGGGAGAAAGAACGGACGGGUGACAAGAGCGACGGGCGGCGCAAGGAGGAGACAAAAGUGACGUCGUGUCUGGACCAGUUCCAAGCGUUUAACGACAAGAGGAUGUCCGAUUCCCUGAACUCUGUCCAGAAAGAAGGGAAGCGAGGUGCCAGCGCGAGUUCUUCGGAGAACGUUGACGAGAAAGAAGGCGAAAAUGAAGAGAAGUCUGUGAAACUCUCGCUCCCGGACAGCGACCGCACGAGCGUCUACCACGGCGAUGACGAGCGUGGAGCAAGUGACAGUGGGCAGAGUGAGCUGGAGAAGCCGGUGAAAAAGGCUUCAGAAGAGUGAAAGGACGCUGAAGAGAGGACGCGCGACGAACUCAGAGGAGCAGGGAAAAGCAGAGGGGAAACCUGGUCGGAGAUUUCAGGAGGAGCCGCUCAGAAUUGUCAAGAAGAGAGCGUGAGGAAACGUCUGUCUGUUCCGAGCUCGCCCUCGAAGUGAAAGGGGUGGACUAAAGGGGAGGAGAGGCGAUCCAGGUAUGCGCUUGAAGGGACGGCGACGCAACAGGUUUUCGAAAAACAAGGAUCUGUGUAAAGGACCAGAUUUUUUCGGGAAGUGCUCGUUUUCUGUGUUCGAAGGUGAAUGCUUUUUCUGUGUACAUACAUCUGUAGAGCACGGCGAUCUAGGAAAAGACUUAGAUCUGCCGAGGACGGUGUGUGUGCAGACUCCUUUUGUUUCUCCGAGUCUAUGUACAGCUGAAAUCGCACACCCGAAGGGAAGGUUUUCGCGAUUCGUUUUCGACGCGUGGGAAAGGUCUAAGGGUGCCGAUUCCUGUCAAAGUGUGGAUUAGCGGAUUUGAAAAGAGCGUCGGAGCGGUCCUGGAGGAACGACUGUGACUCGCGACACACAGUUAAGAGCGGAGAAAAGAUGGGGGAAGAAAGGGCAGAAGCGGAACCGUCGGCUUCUCGGAAUGCCCCCGUUUCGUUUAGUUGCAUGCUCGCGAGUUCGUGUUUUCCCGCGCGUCCGGCAGAAAUCCACUAUCGGCCACGGAGAAGCGACGAAGCGCCGCCACCACAAAGGGGGAAAAGCGGCGGUGGGUGCUUUCACGAGAGGCGAGGGGCAGCUGCAGUUUCGACUUGUUUUUCUCGCCAGCACGAGUUUUUUUCCGGUAGUCAAUCAAUUCGGGUCGUCAAGACUUGCGCGUGGAACGGGUCUCGUGUUGCUGCCUCGAGCGUCGCGCAAACAGACGAGCGUGACUUUGUGUCUUCUACACACAGUGGGGUGAGAGCUCUACGGGGGUGUGAGGUGACUGACAAAAGCCCAGUUGAUCACGGGGAAAGUACUCUUUUCUUCCGGCGCAGAUUGUCUUCAACGAGCGGUACACGUCCUCAGAGGCGCAUGCGUCGUUGUAACCGUCUCGAGGCCCCCGUGGAGAACAACAAAUCCAGUUGUUUGUGUGACGCCUGUGUCGUGUGUGGGAAAUGCCAGUGAGAUUUCUGUUCGACAGAAAGAGAAACGUUUGUUCUCCUUCCUCGCUUCGGAGGCAAGCUGUGUGCGCGUCUGUGCUGCCGGGGGACCGGAGGCUUGACACCUUGCGUGCUGUCGGGGGGAACGUUUUGCGUGUUUGUGUGGACGACGCUCGUGUCUUUUUCGAAUCUCACCGUCUCUCCGCCAGACUGUCGCGUGGGAGACCCGAAUGGGGUUGUCCGCAUUCUCCUUCGGUCCACCCUUUGAUUAAAAUUUCUUUUACGCAAGAAAGAA